This is a messenger RNA of Eubalaena glacialis (North Atlantic right whale), 2220 nucleotides long. RefSeq names its product TPD52 like 2 (gene TPD52L2). The transcript is spliced from 8 exons. NCBI's taxonomy places the organism in Eukaryota, Metazoa, Chordata, Mammalia, Artiodactyla, Balaenidae. Bases 169 to 726 code for a protein of 185 amino acids. The record is from RefSeq and is a predicted model, not a curated record. Gene Ontology annotation, cellular component: cytoplasm.
UUCGACGCCAGCUGCGGCCCGGCCGCCGACUAAACAUGGACUCCGCCGGCCAAGUUCCCUGACCAGGGACUGAACGCGGGCACUCGGCAGUGAAGGCGCAGAGUCCUAACCACUGGACUGCCAGAUAUCAACCUGAAUUCUCCUAACAAAGGUCUGCUCUCCGACUCCAUGACGGACGUCCCUGUCGACACAGCGGUGGCCACCCAGGCUCCUGCUGUUGAGGGUCUGACAGAUGCUGAGGCGGAGGAGCUCAGGGCUGAGCUUGCAAAGGUGGAGGAGGAGGUUGUCACUCUGCGCCAGGUGCUGGCAGCCAAGGAGAGGCACUGUGGAGAGCUGAAGAGGAGGCUGGGCCUUUCUGCCUUGGAGGGCCUGAAGCAGAACCUGUCCAGGGGUUGGCAUGAUGUGCAGGUCUCUAACGCCUACGUGAAAACUUCUGAGAAACUUGGAGAGUGGAAUGAGAAAGUGACCCAGUCGGACCUCUACAAGAAGACCCAGGAAACCCUCUCUCAGGCAGGACAGAAGACCUCAGCAGCCCUGUCCACCAUGGGCUCUGCCAUCAGCCGGAAGCUUGGGGACAUGAGGAAUUCUGCCACCUUCAAGUCAUUUGAGGACCGAGUUGGGACCAUAAAGACUAAGGUUGUCAGUGGCAGAGAGAAUGGCAGUGACAACCUUCCCUCCCCGACCGGGAGUGGAGACAGACCCCUGCCCGAUCACACGCCCUUCUAAGCCUGUAGCGGCUUUGCCCGGCCACGGCACAAGCACACCCUCAUCACCACAACUGCAACCUCAAGCGGCGGGUGUUGAGGACAAUCACGCCAUCCCCGUGGAGACGUGGCUGCCGCGCUCGCAUGGGUCAGAGAACAUGUCUUGUACACAGAUGCCUCCUCUUCUGUCGGUAGAUCAGCAAAUCACUGCGCCGUCCUGCCUCGGAGCAGGAAGCGGGCAGGGUGGCGGGUCCCAGGGUGUGAGCCAAAGCCAAGCUCCUGUUGGGAGUCUUGUUAGUUGAUCAGCAUGUUGAAAGCGGGGUGGGGGUGGGGGGAAGAGCGAUAAGUAUAAAAUGCGUGGUGUUUUCUAAACUCCUUCCCUAAGUCGCAGAAGGAAGAGUCAUCCAGAAAGCCCUGCCGGAUCUGCAGUUUUAUUUCAAAAUGCUAAACAGGAAAACUACCCAUUUUCUGAGACCUUCCAGAAAGCUGAUUAUCAGCAGAUGCCUAAUCAUUACUCUAAUGAUCUAGCUUUAACAAAAGCAAAUUCUUUAUUUUUUAAAUGCAGCAGGUUUUUCAAAAAGUAAAACUAAGCAAAGCAGCUUUAGCCUCACAGUUAGAAAAUAUUAUUCCUUUGGACUCAAGCUGAAGUGCACACCUUAUAUCGCCUUAUGUUUUAUUUGUUUAUAAUGUUUUUAUAUAUAUGUAAACGAGGGUUCUUCAGUGGAUUUUGAGCACUAUGUAAAAUCCUGCAUCCAGCCGAGGGGCAGCACCUCUGUGCCAGUGGUGUGUUUUAUUUCACGAGUGCAUUCCAUCCCCAUAUAGAAAACUGGCUUCUCUCUCCUCUCAGUGACCGGCGCAGCUCCUGCUGGCCGAUGGGGGUGGGAGAAAGAAAGACCAGCACCUUCACAGAGGGCUGGCGCUGCCCCUGUGCAAGCUGGGCCUGGCUGGCACGUCGCCGAUCAGCGGCUCCAACCUGCGUGUGUGGCACAUGCCAGGGCCAGCGAGCAGCAGGCAGACCCGCAGGUAGGUCAGGGCCAGGGCGUCGGGUCAGCUGGGACUCUGCUGUUGCCUUUUCUCAGGAGCUACAAAGAUCUCUCUCCGCUCCGAUGCUGCCACAGCCCAGCAGCCUCUCACCCAGGGCCCCACGUCUGGCGCGCCUGGAGGGGCAGCUCUGUGCCUUACAGGCUCUUAGCGGGCAGAGACCUCGCCUGCAUCUGUGCACUCUCGAAGGGGAGGAGCCGUCAGCUCAGUGUCUUCUCUGGUCGACCGUGAUGUGCUGUCUGGUACCUGAGUGUCUGCUGGUCACUUCAGACACACAGGGGGGUGGGGUGGCUGCAGUCCACACUCGUGCCUUGGGAGGAACGCUGCUCUGUGCUCUUUCCCCAGGGUUGGAAUCUCUCAGAUGGGGUGUGAUGGGAAGGCAGGAUGCAGGUGUAAUAACUGAUUUAUCUUUUCCUUAAAGUAGAGAACGGGUGAUUUGUCAAUAAAGCAUUCCUUUGGGGGAAAACCCACUUAA